Malaclemys terrapin pileata is the source of this 1309-nucleotide messenger RNA. It is a transcript of the gene B2M, whose product is annotated as beta-2-microglobulin. The record is from RefSeq and is a predicted model, not a curated record. Gene Ontology annotation, molecular function: MHC class II protein complex binding. Gene Ontology annotation, cellular component: MHC class II protein complex; MHC class I protein complex. NCBI's taxonomy places the organism in Eukaryota, Metazoa, Chordata, Testudines, Emydidae. Gene Ontology annotation, biological process: peptide antigen assembly with MHC class II protein complex; immune response; positive regulation of T cell activation. The transcript has 4 exons. The coding region runs from base 49 to 408 and encodes 119 amino acids.
CGGUAGUUGGCUGAGAGUGAUCGCGGAGGAGCACGUGUAGCUGGAGCCAUGGCACGGGGUCUCGGUGUGCUGCUGCUGGUGCUGCUCGGUCUCGCCGGCCUGGAGGCAACCACAAGUUCCCCCAAAGUACAUGUGUACUCCCGCCACCCAGUGGAGGAUGGCAAGUCGAAUGUCCUGAACUGCUAUGUGGAGGGGUUCCACCCCCCGAACAUUGAGAUCACCCUGCUGAAGAAUGGUGUAAAGAUGGAUGCCAUGGAAAUGUCUGACCUUUCCUUCAGUGACGACUGGACUUUCCAGCGCCUGGUGCAUGCCCCGUUCACUCCUAAUGGGAAAGAUUCAUAUGAAUGCAAAGUGGUGCAUAGCACCCUUCCAAGUCCCAAGAACGUCAGAUGGGACCCAGAUAAUUAACCUGCUUCUCAGACGUAUAUGGUCUGAAGAACUCUGCCUUGCAAUCUGAAAUCAGCUUAAGCCCUAAUCUGUUUUCCUCUGCGCUCUUCAUACCCCACACUCAUUUUGUAUUGGAGCUGAAUGUCUAGCUUUUAAGAUAAUGCUAAAUAAAUUGUGUGGGGGUGGUCUUUUGUAAUUAAUAAUGUUAGAUUUGAGUCUGGGGCCCCCUGUGUAUGGCAGUGUGACAUUACAGCUGGCCUCGCACCAAAAUUCUCGAUGCUCUGUCUGGUUAGGUGGGGGGGGGGGAACCACUUGGGUAAUCUGGUGGUGGACGCGUUAUAGAAUCAUUAUAGGUCUUAUGCAAAGAUAAGCCAAUCUUGUAUUGGGCUGUCUGGCGGGUGUGCUACUGCUAGUUAAAAUGGCAGUUGUAAAGUAAAUCCUAAACAUAUCUCAGGGUCUUUAAGACCCACGGAUCCUUCUUCUAAUCCAGAUAUGCUGUGCUCAUGGUAUUGAGAGAGAUUGAACUGCAAAUUUGGAAGAGUUUUGUCUUUCCAGUAGCUCCAGAACAUAAGAGCUAUAACAAGGUCCCAGCACAACCUAUGCGUAGGCAGCAGCAGUCUUCGCCAGGGAUGGGGACAGCAUUGAGGGCUAUCAGGGCCUGAGUGCAACAUGUGUUAAGCCCUUUGGGGUGAGCAGUAGUAGAGCUUUCAAGAACAGCUCUUGGCUACAGCAUUUCUUACUAUAAAUGCCAAUCAAUAAAAUUAUUGCCAGUUUUAAGCAAAAAAUCUGUGUGCAAGUCUGUUAAACAUUUUUGGACAAUCUCUGUAUGGAACUGCUUUACUAAUUAAAAGGAGAGUGUAACACUUUGUAUGGUUCUUAAUUGUAUAUAAUGUUUUGUCUUAAAUAUAUUUUAAAAAAAUCA